AUGGUUGCUCGAACAGCUCGUGAAAUUCUUCGUUGGCUCGAAAGUCUUUACCUUACAUAUCCUAUAGUUGUACCAAAAUGGGAUUUAUCAAAUGGUUAUGCAUAUGCAGAAAUUUUACAUGCUUAUUUUCCUAAUGAAAUAAAUAUGUUUGCUUUUAUAAAUGGUCGUUCAUUGAAUUCUCGUUUAUUAAAUUGGGCACUUAUUAAGCAAUUUAUAGCAAAAAAAAAUCUUCCAAUUUCAAUUGAAUUUAUUAAUGCAACAAUACAUGGUAAAGAAGGCGGAGCUGAACGAUUACUUGAACAAACAUUUGAAUUAUUAACAAAUAAAAAACCAUUUAUAGAUCCUUCAUGUGAACGUCCUAAUGAUUUUACUGAUAAUUUCUAUCAGCAAAAUUUAAAUUAUUUUGAACGAUCACAUACAUCAAAAUCAUUAAAAAAUAAUUUAAAAGCUACUGAAUUACUUACUGAUCCAUCACAUGCUUAUCGAAAACAACGAAGCGCAGAUAUUCUUAAUCAAACAAAACUUGAUCGAGAAAAAACUCGUAUUGAUAAUCCAGAAAGAUUUGAUAUUAAACCAACAUUGGCUGAACGAUGUUUACGAAAACCUCUUCAACCUGAUUCAAAUGCUCAAGAUUGGUAUAUAAAAUCAUUUGAUUCUCGUGCACGUUCAGCAAUUUCAACAGCUAAUAAAAGUAGUAGUAUUAAACAACAAUCACGAGAACCUUCAGCUGAUGUAUUAAAGAAAAGUUCGCUGUCACAACGUCAGAGCGAUAAAGGAAUAAUUCAAGCAAAUGAAGACAAUGUAUUCUAUAAAGAAAUUGCUUUAAAACAACAUUCGGUACCAUUAAGUGAUCUUUUGCAGAUAAAUGAAUCUUAA
Molecule: messenger RNA, 876 nt
Organism: Rotaria sordida
Lineage: Eukaryota; Metazoa; Rotifera; Eurotatoria; Philodinida; Philodinidae
Source: the annotation of a GenBank genome assembly